AUGACGGUGGAUGAGCAAAACGAGCUACCCGAAGCUACCCGAAGAGAGGACGAAUUCCAAAGGCAACUCUCCUCAGACGUCCAAAGCUUGAGAGAGAAGCUAGAAUGGGUCAUGCACAUAGAUGGGUCCAGCAACGUCAGAGGAGCUGGAGUCAGAAUAGUGCUCUCCUCGCCGAGAGGGAACACAGCUUCAAGAGCUGUUAGGUGCAACUUCAAGGCAACCAACAACGAGAGCGAGUACGAGGCCUUGAUUGCAGGGCUCGCACUCGCCCACCAGAUGGGUGCAGAGAACAUUCAGGUCUUCAGCGACUCUCAGCUGAUAAUUAACCAGGUACAAGGAGAAUAUCAAGCAAAGGACGACAUCAUGAUCCAGUACCUGGUAGUCGCCCAGUGCCACAUCAAGAAAUUCAAGAGCUGCAAGCUCACACAGAUUCCUAGGGAGCGGAACUGGCAAGCGAUGUUCUGGCUAAUCUAG
Molecule: messenger RNA, 474 nt
Organism: Brassica napus (rape)
Lineage: Eukaryota; Viridiplantae; Streptophyta; Magnoliopsida; Brassicales; Brassicaceae
Exons: 1
Coding region: 1-474 (157 amino acids)
Molecular function (GO): nucleic acid binding; RNA-DNA hybrid ribonuclease activity
Source: RefSeq, a predicted model, not a curated record